GCAAGCAAUCCUUCAGUGAGACUGCGCAUCACCCGAAGGAUGGCCAAGAUAUUCUCAUGCGUGUGCUUCGUCGGGACCCCCUUCCUCCCGCUGGCUACAGUUCACAUCGAUCAACUGCUCAUUCACGGGAUUCUUGAUCGACUAGGCGCCCUUAAUGAUGCGGAUGAUGCGAAGGAGAUACUGGAGAGAGUUCUGCGGGCUAUACCAGAGCAUUGGCUGUUCCAGAUGACCCCCGAAGCUCGAGAUUCUCUCAGAGGGUCGUUACAAGCUGCCUGCAAGAAGUUCGAGGUCGAUAUCAGUACACACUGCCGUGUUGAAUGUAUCACUAGAUCAGCGUGA
This is a messenger RNA of Perkinsus marinus ATCC 50983, 339 nucleotides long. RefSeq lists its product as hypothetical. The annotation marks the transcript as partial. The record is from RefSeq and is a predicted model, not a curated record. The transcript has 3 exons. NCBI's taxonomy places the organism in Eukaryota, Perkinsozoa, Perkinsida, Perkinsidae.